Messenger RNA from Diaporthe batatas, 1377 nucleotides. RefSeq lists its product as uncharacterized. NCBI's taxonomy places the organism in Eukaryota, Fungi, Ascomycota, Sordariomycetes, Diaporthales, Diaporthaceae. The coding region runs from base 184 to 1377 and encodes 397 amino acids. The record is from RefSeq and is a predicted model, not a curated record. The transcript has a single exon.
GUCUUUUUCUGGGUUUCUCCCUUCAAAAACAGACUUAGUGUCCCCCCUGGUGCUCCCGACAAGGUGACACACAAAGGACCAGCCUCUCAUUCCUACAUUUCUACCGUGCGAAGGCCAAUCCAUUUCUACCUGUCCUUUCUGGGGCUGAGUCACAUACAUGCCCUGUCCUCCGCUAGCCACGCCAUGAACUCUGUCGCCCAAUUCGUGGGUGGCCUGCCUCAGCGGACUCGCCAGAUAUUCGGUUUUCUGGGAGCCUUUGCCAUGAUAAUAGCGAUCUAUUGCAUAGCGAACACAGCACCAACAUACCCACAAGCAACACGAACUUCAACCAACAAUGGCGCACAUCGCCCACCCAGAAAGCUCUACGGGAAGGAGUACAAGGGCAGAUCAACACCCGACAUCAACCGCGUCACCAACGACACCCUGGGGUUUUCCAAGAUCUUCGUCGUCGGCCUGCCGGAGCGGACAGACAAGCGGGAUGCGUUGGCCCUGACCGCAUCCUUGACGGGGUUUCACGUAGACUUUGUCGACGGCGUCCGGGGAGAAUCGAUCCCCGACAAGGCCGUCCCGUUUGGCAUCGACAGGCAUGCGCUCAUGGAGACCAACCUGGGCAGCUGGAGGGGCCACAUGAACGCGAUCCGGAGGAUAGUAGAGGAGGACCUCGAGUCCGCCCUGAUCAUGGAGGACGACAUGGACUGGGACGUGCGGCUGCGGUCCCAGCUCGAGGAGGUGGCCAAGGGUUCCCGUGAGCUUCUGGACCGCCACAGCAAGGACCCGCGCUCGCCCUACGGCGACAACUGGGACGUCCUGUGGAUCGGGCACUGCGGCGAGCCGUUCCCCGAGUUCCUCGACGAGAACAAGGGCAAGCCCGAGGACCACCCGGGCUUGCGGUACAUGAGGCACAAGUAUGUCAUCGAGAACGACCCGACGGUCCCGCCGCCGGAGCACACCACGGGCCUGGUUGAUUUCCACGCACACCCGCACACGCGGUGGGUGCACAUCACCGCGGCGCCGAUGUGCAGCUUCGCGUACGCGCUCUCCCAGCAGGGGGCGCGCAAGGUGCUCUUCGACCUCAGCGUGGACCGCCUGGCGGGCGCGUUCGACAAUGCUCUGGCGGGCCUCUGCCGCCGCUCAGUUGCUGCCGUGGGCGAGGAGAAUGUCGAGGGGGACCGUGGGCUCAACACGAGGUGCAUCUCCGUCACGCCGCCUGUGUUCUUCCACCACAAGGCUAGGGGCCGGAUUGCAGGGGAUAGCGAUAUACACGCCGGCGACGGGGACGAGGUGCGCGAGAAGGGGACGACGGAGAAUAUUGUGUGGAGUGCGAGGAAUAAUAUCCGCAACAUGAUCAUGGGGACUGAGAUGGAGACCCAGUUCUGA